CACAGUCAAGGCAUACCUCCUAAGGAAACGGUCGUAUAGUAUCGCUCAACUGAUUUCGAAUUUCGAACACCAUUUGUUUUUAAAUUACAUUCCAUUCUGUGGACUUUGUGACGUCGACGAAUUUGAUUGGCCACCUUUAAUUGAACGCCACCACAAUGGUUACCAACACGACCUUACUCCUCAUCUUCGUGACCCUGGCGUCGGUGACAGCCCAGACCUUCCAGUACUCCCGCGGAUGGACGAACGGCAAGAGGGACGGCCACAAGAGGACGGAGGAUCUGAGAGAGAUCGCCAAUAAUAUCGACAAGAUCCUCUCGCCCUGCCAAAUUAACAAGCUCAAGUACAUUCUGGAAGGAAAGCCGGUUACUGAAAGGUUGCUGGUACCCUGCGAGUUGUUAGACAGCGAGGAAUCUCCAAGGAGGUACACGGAAAGAAAUCUGGACGCGCUCAUGGAAGCUUUUCAUUGAAAACCCCGUACUCUAGUAAUGUGCCAAACAGAAGAAAUAUAAUGACAUUAUUGAUAUUAUUAUUUCAUAGUUAUUAGUUAGGUAAUACAAGGACCAUUUUGAUAGAUUUUAUUAUUGUAAUAAUGUUUAUUAAAUCUCUAUAAGUAUUUAAUUAUUUACUCUUCUAAAGUAAUGCAUUUAUGGCUGGAUUUGUGCAUUACUGAAAUGUGUACACAGAUUAUACAGGAAAGAAUUUAAUUCCAUUCGUUCAUUCGUUUCGUUCAUUCUUUUUUUAUGUAUUCUGUGGUAGGCGGGAGUUUCUAUGAACUCUAUGAAUUAGAUAAGAAAUAAAUUAUUGUUUAGUAAUUUCAAUAAUCAUGUGGUUUGGCUUAUUAUUAUGUAAUAUGUGCUAUUUACUACAUCCUACAUACGAGUACAUACUAAAAAAUGUAAAAGUUAAACGAUGUUAAAAUGUUGACAACAAUAUUGUAUUGUAACUUAUAUUGAAAAUAAAAAGGUGAAAAA
This is a messenger RNA of Spodoptera frugiperda (fall armyworm), 971 nucleotides long. RefSeq names its product pro-corazonin (gene Crz). Gene Ontology annotation, biological process: positive regulation of heart contraction. NCBI's taxonomy places the organism in Eukaryota, Metazoa, Arthropoda, Insecta, Lepidoptera, Noctuidae. The transcript is spliced from 3 exons. The coding region runs from base 156 to 467 and encodes 103 amino acids. The record is from RefSeq and is a predicted model, not a curated record. Gene Ontology annotation, molecular function: corazonin receptor binding.